GCCUAUGAGAACUUCCGGUGCACAAUUUUGAAUCUUCGUUGUUCGCUUUCGGUUGCUAUACGAGGUUUGGGCCCAAAGCAAAUGUACUGACCAUAAUCUUCAAAGAGAGAAAGGGACCAUGGAUGACGAUAAUCACAGAUUAUUUCAAAGAGUUGCAGAGAAACUGGGCUGGUCAGAGAAGGGAGGAUUGGAAACCGCAGAGAAACAGCUGAUUAAGAGCAUCAGUAAGACUCGGCGCCUGGCCACAGGCUGUCAUGGCUCCAGGGGUGCUCAAAACCUUCCUCCCCCAGUCCAGCUACACCUGCUAGACAGUGAGGAAGAGGAUGACAGGGGCUCAGGGAAAGAGAACCAGGUCUCCAAGGGCAACAGUUACAGGACCAAGGUGUUCAUGGAGUCCAGUGACGAUGAUUUCGACCAGUUUCUUGUGGAGCAGGCUACACCCAAAACGGCUUCUCGGAAACAUUGCAGUGCUGCUAAGAAAGUCAGUGAAUCAGUCCUUGUAUUAAGCUCAGACAGUGAUGACCACUUUGAAAACUUCCUGAGCCGUGUGAAAACUCCCAAGCCUAAGCCCAAGGAAGCGGAGCGUGGCAGUGUAGACAGCAUCAGAAACUUCAUUGUCGACAGCUUUUCCUCCGAUGAUGACUUUGUCGUUGAGAGGAAGAAAAAACCUACCUCUAAAGGUGCCUUUAAGACCCCUAAGUCGUCAUCCUUCCAGACCCCAGUCAGAAGACCCCUGUCCCAGUGUGACACUCCAGUUUUCCUCAGCGACAGUGAAGAAGAUGAUGGUAUUGUGAUGAAGAGCACGUGGAGGACAUGCCACCCUGUGCACCGGCCGCCGCCGCCGCCACAGACCCACAAAGUCAAAGUCCUACAAAGUAACCAGAAGGACAAAAUCUUCUUUCCCUCUCCCAGCCCUCCUCCUCUGCCUUUCCUCUCUCCCUCCCCUCCUCCUCUGCCUUUCCUCUCUCCCUCCCCUCCUCCUCUGCCUUUCCUCUCUCCCAGCUCUCCUCCUCUGCCUUUCCUCUCUCCCAGCUCUCCUCCUCUCCGCUCCUCCUUCACCCCCUCCCUGACCCCCGUUCCACAGCGGAACUACUCAGCCCCGUCGAAGGUGGAGGACUCAGCCAGCUCAGAGGAAGAGUUCCUCAGCUUACUGGACAGAAUUAAGAAGAACCACAAGACCGGCAACACCCCAACACCUAAACACAAUACGGGGCCCAAUCAGAAGCCCCCCCUGUCAGCUCCACGGCAAAAAGCCUCGAAAGAGGUGUGCCCUCGGCCGUUAGUGAGAACGCCCUUGGAUCUGAAGACCCCGGUGCGGCCGCCCGUCACUAAACCCACUGUGUCCCAGCCGGAAUCAAGACUCAAGACCAGCAGCCUUUCCUCCUACAGUGUAUCAGCAGCAGGGUGUCAGACUCCGGGAUGUUUCCUCCAGUCUCUGUCUGGACCAGGCUCCAUCUACAGCCGCAACUUCAAACAGACCAAGGAGGAGCUCACCACCAAACUUUACCACCUGUACAACACCAGCGUGUUCAACAACAAGCUGCCCAGUAAUAUGUCAGUGAGCUGGAAUAACAAGAUGAGAAAGACUGCUGGCUACUGCAUCACAGGCCAGGAGAGAGGAGGAGGGAACCGAUACGCCCGUAUCCAGCUCUCUGAGAAAGUCUGUGACUCUGCAGACCGUCUGCGUGACACGUUAGUCCAUGAGAUGUGCCACGCUGCCACCUGGUUGAUCAACAGUGUGAGGGAUGGGCACGGCCCCUUCUGGAAGCUGUACGCCCGCAAGGCCACGCUGGCACACCCCGAGCUGCCCGUGGUCACCCGCUGCCACAGCUACGACAUUAACUACAAGUACCAGUACCAGUGCAGCCGCUGCAAAAACACACUCGGUCGUCACUCUAAGUCUCUGGACACCCAGAGGUUUGUGUGUGCCCUCUGUACGGGUCCGCUGGUCCUGCUCACCCCCGCCAAGCCCCGGGCGCCCACGCCCUUCGCCAACUUUGUCAAGGAGAACUAUGGCAGUGUUCGCCAAAACCUGGUGGGUCAGAGCCACGGUGAGGUAAUGAGGAAACUCAGUGUUGACUUCGCCACCAAGGCCAAACUCAGCCAGAACUGAGAGGGAGAGAGAGCGUGGGAAAGAGAUGAGGUGGAAUCAUUCUAACCUGGAUUCGACCUACAUUACUCUCGUCUCCUGGACUAUAAAGCACUCUUGAUAAAGCACUCUUGAUAACUCUUGAUAAAGCACUCUUGAUAACUCUUGAUAAAGCACUCUUGUUCAGUAGUAUCUGUAAAAUCCUCUCUGAACAUGCCUUCUAUUCAUUCCUUGAAGGUUUCCACUGCUCUGAGUUGAAGCAAUGGUGGGAUCCUUCUCUUUCAUCCAUCCUAAUGUCUUAGAUUAGUGGGAUCCUUCUCUUUCAUCCAUCCUAAUGUCUUAGAUUAGUGGGAUCCUUCUCUUUCAUCCAUCCUAAUGUCUUAGAUUAGUGGGAUCCUUCUCUUUCAUCCAUCCUAAUGUCUUAGAUUAGUGGGAUCCUUCUCUUUCAUCCAUCCUAAUGUCUUAGAUUAGUGGGAUCCUUCUCUUUCAUCCAUCCUAAUGUCUUAGAUUAGUGGGAUCCUUCUCUUUCAUCCAUCCUAAUGUCUUAGAUUAGUGGGAUCCUUCUCUUUCAUCCAUCCUAAUGUCUUAGAUUAGUGGGAUCCUUCUCUUUCAUCCAUCCUAAUGUCUUAGAUUAGUGGGAUCCUUCUCUUUCAUCCAUCCUAAUGUCUUAGAUUAGUGGGAUCCUUCUCUUUCAUCCAUCCUAAUGUCUUAAAUACCUCUGUGUAUGUAUCAGGUUUUCAGAGGCAGCUAGGGUGAGUCUGUCAUUCCUUACCUCUGUAGCUGGAGUCUCACCGUUACAGUGAAAUGAGCCAAAAGACACACUGAACAGUGACUAAAGUUAACGUGAAUCAGUCAUAUUGUUGUCUAGCCUGCCUGUGACAUGGAUUCAUACCCUUCAAGUAUCAUUUUGUGACCAACUGCUUUUGAAUUAUUUGGAAUAUGAAUCAGAAAAUAGUUCCAUGAAGUUUCAUACGGUGCAUAAAAGGCAGAUCUGGCAACUUCACAUACAAUGUAUGUUACAUUUUGAAUGUUUGUCUUAAUGUUUUUUUUUUCCCGUGUUUUGUUUUUGAAUAAAGAUUUGAUGUUUUACA
This is a messenger RNA of Salvelinus fontinalis (brook trout), 3180 nucleotides long. RefSeq names its product germ cell nuclear acidic protein-like. The record is from RefSeq and is a predicted model, not a curated record. Lineage: Eukaryota; Metazoa; Chordata; Actinopteri; Salmoniformes; Salmonidae. Gene Ontology annotation, cellular component: nucleus. The transcript has 13 exons. Bases 119 to 2113 code for a protein of 664 amino acids.